ACUCCAAUGGAAGCAGAGGUACGACGAGAUUCAUUCAAGACGUUCUGGGAUAAAUACUCUGAUAAAGCGGAUACAAACACGAUGAUGCUCAAUCAUACUGCCAACGAUCUUGAUGCCAGUGACAGAGAAAAUAUCCUCUCCAGUCUUCCAGUUCUCACAAACAAGGACGUUGUGGACAUUGGAGCAGGAAUUGGAUCCACAAGGACUACGACAGCAUGUCUAGGCGACAACCUGAGGCGAACUUUGGCCAUGCCGAGCUCGGGACUCCAGGGAAACACAAUGGCUAAAUCAGCAACACUUCGAAAAAAGGAGCGUGCUGGAGCUGGCACAACCGGUGAGGGCAGGCCUUCCAAGCUCAAAUAUCCAACUCUCCUCAAAAACGCCCAAAUUUUCCUAGAACGUUCACGUAACGCGUCUUCUAUUAACGCGUACGCGACGGAGUCUUUCGACGUUACCGCGCUUUACACCAACGUAUCGAAUGACUCCGCAAUGCAAGCCAUCUUCGAACUUCUUAUUGAACAUGAAGGAAGAAUAGGUAUGCAUGGCUUGUCCAUCCAUCAGCUAAUGGUUCUGUUAAAGGAGUGCCUAAACUGCUCGGUUUUCAGAUGCUCUGAAGAAUAUCUCGAGCAAAUAAGAGUGUUGGCAAUGGGACAGCGACUGGCACCAAGCCUUGCCAUUGUGUUUAUGUCUAAGAUAGAAGCUUCUGUUCUCGAUCUCCGACCACUAAUCUACUGCAGAUAUGUAGAUGACACAUUAUACUUCCAUGUGAUUUCUGUGCGGUUAGUCUCUACGUGA
Molecule: messenger RNA, 795 nt
Organism: Angiostrongylus costaricensis
Lineage: Eukaryota; Metazoa; Nematoda; Chromadorea; Rhabditida; Metastrongylidae
Source: the annotation of a GenBank genome assembly